Molecule: messenger RNA, 756 nt
Organism: Penicillium coprophilum
Lineage: Eukaryota; Fungi; Ascomycota; Eurotiomycetes; Eurotiales; Aspergillaceae
Exons: 1
Coding region: 1-756 (251 amino acids)
Source: RefSeq, a predicted model, not a curated record
AUGUCUGUUGAGCACAAUCGCGAUUGGUCGACCUUGCUGCCAGCUGAGAAACCGAACGGAGAAAUCGACCAGGCAUUCCAGCUGCCAGAGAUUGAGUGUUUCACGCUGUACCGGUUUCCCUGUAUUCUUAAACACCCUUCCGACUAUGAAACCUGGCGCAGUGAUAUCUAUCACACGCUGAAGAUGCACAAGCUCCAUCGCCUCAUUGACCAUAGCAUUGUUCGUCCCUACAAGGACUCACCCAAUGCUAGGAGAUGGCAACAGAUGUCGAUAGAGGUUCGCAAAUGGAUCGCGUGGAACAUGAAUCCAAUCCUCGUGCGCAUGAUCGUGAAGGAACAACCUCGGGCUCAACUUGCAGACGAGUUCAUGAAGGGCGCGGAUAUGAUUCUUCGGCGGUUCAACCGCAGUCCUCCCCAGGACCCCGCGGAAGUCUCCGAUGUUCUGUUCAAGUUCACUGGGUGCCAGCGAAGCCAGUAUUCCAGUGCCCGGUGGUUUGUUCACCGUCUUAUGGAGUAUUACACUCACACCUUGAAUAUGAAAUUGAGAAUUCCACCAUUCGUCCCCCUGUUGAUUUUGUUGUCGCAAAUCGAGGGCGAUGUGGGAGCGGCCUUUGUCAAUCUGAGAUAUGAACAAAUGGAGAGGAUGACCAACAUCGCCGAGGGCGUUAGCAAAGGGUACUUUGAGAACGUUUACUUCGAUGUGUUGGAGUGUCUCGAUUCGAUGGAGGAGCCAGGCCCUUUGACUGAACAAGUCUGA